AUGACGCGCCGACAAUCGCAGUUCCGCCCUUGCAUCGACCUCCACGGAGGCGUCGUCAAGCAGAUCGUCGGCGGAACGCUCGACCUUACUGCUGAUGGCGAGGGAAACGCACCGCGCGAGAACUUUGUGGCUACCAAGCCUCCCUCUUACUACGCCGAACUCUACAAAAAGAACGGUCUUACUGGUGGCCACGUCAUCAAGCUUGGCCCUGGUAACGACGAAUCUGCCCGUGAGGCUGUUGGGACAUGGAAGGGUGGCCUCCAGAUCGGCGGGGGCAUCACCCCGGCCAACGCGAAGGAGUGGCUGGACGCGGGUGCGGAGAAGGUGAUCGUGACCUCGGCCCUCUUCCCAGGUGGCAAAUUCAAGGAGGAUGUGCUAAAGGAGCUGUGCGCGUCUGUUGGCAAGGAGCGCCUUGUUGUGGACAUCAGCUGCCGGAAACGCGAGUCCGGCUGGAUUGUCGCGAUGAACGGAUGGAAGACUCUGACCGACAUGACCGUGAACGCCGAAAGCAUCAAGGUGAUGGAGGCAUACUGCUCGGAGCUGCUCAUCCAUGCCGCCGACGUCGAGGGCCUGUGCCAAGGGAUCGACGAGGAGCUUGUCCAGCGUCUUGGGGAAUGGGUUUCCAUUCCAUGCACGUACGCAGGUGGAGCGAAGGAACUCGGCGACCUGGCUCUGGUUGACCGGUUGUCAAACGGCAAGGUGGACCUGACGUUUGGGAGUUCGCUGGACAUCUUUGGAGGGAACGGUGUCAAAUUCGACGACCUGGUUGCCGAGGACAAGAAGGCCAAGGAGGCGUCCAAGGCAUAA
Cutaneotrichosporon cavernicola is the source of this 807-nucleotide messenger RNA. RefSeq lists its product as uncharacterized. Gene Ontology annotation, molecular function: 1-(5-phosphoribosyl)-5-[(5-phosphoribosylamino)methylideneamino]imidazole-4-carboxamide isomerase activity. The transcript has 5 exons. Bases 1 to 807 code for a protein of 268 amino acids. NCBI's taxonomy places the organism in Eukaryota, Fungi, Basidiomycota, Tremellomycetes, Trichosporonales, Trichosporonaceae. Gene Ontology annotation, biological process: L-histidine biosynthetic process; L-tryptophan biosynthetic process. Gene Ontology annotation, cellular component: cytoplasm. The record is from RefSeq and is a predicted model, not a curated record.